Molecule: messenger RNA, 411 nt
Organism: Anisakis simplex (herring worm)
Lineage: Eukaryota; Metazoa; Nematoda; Chromadorea; Rhabditida; Anisakidae
Source: the annotation of a GenBank genome assembly
GCCGCGGCUGAGCGACUCGGUCAUAAGUUGAUGGAAUCAAUGCGUGAACUUCAUAAGCAACUGGAGACGAUCCCGAUUCGAAGCGAAGACUCUUCGGCGAAUCUGAUGGCGAUGGCUGCUGGAGCACCGUCAAGCAGCACGGCAUCGCCAUUGACCCCAUCAACGGCCAUUCCAACUGCCAGCAGUCAACCAAGUACAUCGUCUCGUCGAACUACUGUCAAUAGAUACGAUGAAUCGACGGUAGUGGUGGAUGGUUUAAGUAAUUGGCGUGAGGUGAUGAAUAAGUGCGAAUGUGAUGAACUGCAGUUGCCGAUUAUACGUGCGAUAAUUGACAAACACGGCCUGCAGAACACUUUACUGCGGACACUACAAAUCAUUAUUAAAAUGAAACAAGCGUUCGAUACGGCCAAU